Messenger RNA from Oreochromis niloticus (Nile tilapia), 1246 nucleotides. It is a transcript of the gene tspo, whose product is annotated as translocator protein. Gene Ontology annotation, cellular component: mitochondrial outer membrane. The coding region runs from base 414 to 899 and encodes 161 amino acids. The transcript is spliced from 4 exons. Lineage: Eukaryota; Metazoa; Chordata; Actinopteri; Cichliformes; Cichlidae. The record is from RefSeq and is a predicted model, not a curated record.
AGGCUCCGUGCGCUUCCUCGGCCAAAAGGACACGAGACAACAAACAAAGCAUUGAGCGAAUACGUUUUUCGCGGUUUUUUUUUUUUAACAUUUGUGUCACCGUGGCCUUAUGCAACACAUUUAUUUAGCUAAUAACCGGUUUUUCGACCGUUAAACAACUCCUGAUGUUAUCCUCGUGACCAGUCGUUGGUAACUACGCUGCGACGUGACAUUGUUUGGCUCAGUAGCGCAAGUAGCACUCGUUAUCCAGGGAGUGUCAGGGGAGUGUUUCUGACUGCUCCGAUAAGGUGGCCCUGCCCACUCGACAAACAAUAUCACGGCUUAACAGUGUGCUUAAAGAUUUGGCUGUAUGUUGUAGAUUCAGUCCUCGAUACGACAGUCAUACUUUACGCUGCUGCCCACUGAGUGAGAAAAUGUGGCUGCAAAUAGCUGGGUUCACUGCCCUGCCACACCUGGGAGGGCUCUACGGUGUUUAUAUCACACGCAAAGAGGUAAAUACCUGGUACCCAACCCUGAAGAAACCAUCGUGGCGCCCACCAAACAAAGCAUUCCCCGUAGUGUGGACGUGUCUGUACACAGGCAUGGGCUAUGGUUCAUACCUGGUGUGGAAGGAGCUUGGAGGUUUCACUGAGGAUGCACUAGUUCCACUCGGGCUUUAUGGGACACAGCUAGCUCUGAAUUGGGCCUGGACUCCCAUUUUCUUUGGUGCACACAAGCUGAAAUGGUCCCUCAUUGAGAUUGUGCUUCUCACUGGGACUGUUGGAGCCACCAUGAUGUCCUGGUAUCCCAUCAGCCGCACCGCCACGAUGCUCUUGGCGCCCUAUCUGGGCUGGCUGUGCCUUGCAACUAGCCUCAACUACUGCAUAUGGAGAGACAACCCAGAGGAAAAAGAAGAGUAGGGAUCAUGACUGUGUGUUUUGAAGAGCAUACUUAUAUUCUGAAUCACGUACACAAUGUUAUUAAAAAAAAAAAAAAAAUACUAAUAAAAAAAACAGGUCAGUCUCACUUUUUAACUUCUGACUUUAUUAUCCAGCUGCUUUGUUAUGACCUUGUUGGCUGGUCACAGACUUACUAAUACUUGCGUAUAUGUUGCCCAAAAUAAAAAGAAGAAAAAUAAAUAAAGAUGUCAUUUCUAAAUAGUGGUAUCCCCUUUAACAUCUGCAGUACUUUAGAUCUGAGCAGGCAUUAUGUUAUCUGCUUAGAUACUGUAUAACAGCCUGCUUCUAAUAAAUUUAUUUUGUUCCUU